Caenorhabditis bovis is the source of this 3678-nucleotide messenger RNA. NCBI's taxonomy places the organism in Eukaryota, Metazoa, Nematoda, Chromadorea, Rhabditida, Rhabditidae. The record is from the annotation of a GenBank genome assembly.
AUGAAACACGUAACGGCUUUAUUGUUUGCUUUGGUUGGAUUUUGUUCAGCAAUCAGUGUCGAAAUAGGAACUGUUCAAUCAAUUGCUGUUACUGGUAAACUACUUUGUGACACCCAACCCGCAAAAAAUGUAAAGGUGAAGCUCUACGAAGAAGAAGUUGCAUUGGAUGUCCUUCUCGAUGAAAGAUUCACAAAGGAAGACGGAACAUUUGAAAUGUCCGGACACAAGACUGAGGUCACGUCGAUUGACCCCAAAGUCAACAUUUAUCACAAAUGUAACUACGACGGUGUGUGUUUCCGAAAAAUCAGCAUAACCAUUCCUGAAAACUUUGUGAGCAAUGGUGAAACUCCUUCGAAGACGUUUGACAUUGGAGAGAUCAAUUUGGCCUCGAAAUUCACGGGACAAUCAAUCUUAUUGGAUUCGAAUGGCUCCUUUCUCGACCCAAGACAAACGAUCUAUUCGCUCAAUGGAGCCGGAACCGAACAAAAUCCGCUUUUUCUGUUUCAAAAGACUAAAGACAGAGAGGAUAUUUCGACAAGUGAUGUCGGCUACAUCAUCCAGCAAAUUGAUAAUUGCACCGAGCAGGCAAAGCUUGUUCUAGAACGAGAAUCUGCAACCGACAUUUUCAUGCUUCUUCCCGAAAAAGCUAAAGAAUGUAAAAGGAUUCAGCAGAUGGCGUUGAAUACAUGUUCCAGAUAUGUCAGAGAGCACAAAUUGUUGUAUCAGGGUUGGAUGGCGCUGAUAAACAAUCUAGACGAAUCAAUUGCAAAAUUGAGUAAACGGACAAAUCGUUUCGAGAACCUGAUGGUUAAAAUGAGAGAAAUCUAUGAGAAAGCUGAAAUCCUGUUGCAAGACUUUUCGGAAUCUCUUGUUCAUCUCAAAAAAAUUGAUUUGCCGAAUGAACUUCUUAUUAAGUCAUUUGGUAGCGCUUCUUUAAGCGCAACUGAAAAAUUAACAUUAUAUGAUUGGAUUACACGAGCCGAUGACACAGCAACAUUGGAAGAACUCGCAGAACAAGUCAAAACUCAAAUUCUCUCUUUUAAAACGCAUACGUGCAAAAAUAUAUUCACGGCAAUUAACAGUGUUGUUGAGCAGUCGCAAAAUGCAGAAUAUCGUCAUAUUAAAGGCAUUGCGAAACGAUUCGAACAAUUGGAGAAUAGUCUUGCAAAUUGCGCAGAGUUGAAAAAAGACGCUGAUGGGUUAAUCGAUCAAAUCACUGUCACGCCGAAAAACAUAACUGAAGCCAAAUUGAAUCAACUUGUUCAUGAGCAUCUUCGGUAUAUGAGAGAGAUCUUCGAUUUCAUGGAAAAACUGAAGAACACCGCGCGGGUAUUCGAUCAAUCAAAACAGGAGCUUUUGCAAAACGUUAGAGCACGCCUUUCGGGUUUCAUUGUGACAUCGUAUGAUAAACUUAAAUAUGCUCACAUGGAAAUGAUUACCUAUGAGGAGAAAUCGAAUGGAGUUCGCCUGCGUCUCGACUUGCUCGAGCAAAUCAAGGAGGCUCCCAUUUUAUACUCGCAGUUUGUAUCAGAAGCGAUUCGGCGAGCAAUGUUCAAAAGCGAAAUCGAACUAUGGCAUAAUGAUCAUUCUGAAAGAUGUAUGAAUAUAACGAAUGAAGAAAAUGAGAUGAGAAAACGGAUAUCAAAGAAACUUGAAAAACAUUUUCUGAGAUCUUUAUUUUCUGAAAUGUUCGAUGAUUUGCCGCAGUUUUUUGUCAAAGCUCCUCUGCCUCCAUUCGACGUGGGAAUCCCAAAAAUUGAGCAGAACUAUCUUAGUCAUUUGCGGCACAAUGUUCCUGAGCUUGAAGCAUAUUUAAAAGUGAAGACUCCUGACAUUUUAGCAAAACUUGCUGCCAGGGAUCCACGUUGCGGCUCCAUAGCUCAGAUGAAAAGGGAAGAAAGUUUUUUCACGAAGGAACCACUUCCAAGUGCGCACUAUAAUUAUUCUCCUGCUCAAUGGCUGAGUGAGGAUGGGGGCGAAUCGUCUCCUGUUCCUCCAUCGAUUAUGAUGGCUAGAUCUCCAGAUGCAACCAUGAGAGAAUCUCAAAUCGCAGCUAUUCCUAUAGUUCCUUCAUUGCAACAAUUAGAUCUCUUGAAUAACUCGUCGGUGUCGUGUGUUGCGCGAAGUGCUCCAAUAGCUAUCCCGUCAAAUUGCUCACAACAACGGGAAGCGCCUCAACCACACCCGUUUUCUUCUGAUGCAUCCAGCAAAUUUUCGAUACCCGAUCAACGAUUCAUUAAUAGCACUGAAGAUCAACAGCAGUUUUCUGUUGAUGAUGUUACUUCGAACACUCAAUACUUGGAUUUAUUGACUUCGAUGAAAUUGGAAAUCGCAACUCUUUCGAAAGGUCUUCGAGAUACUAGAGCGGAAGUUAUAAACAAUUCGGAUCGGUUCGCCAAUGAUUUCGAACAGAUACAUGACUUUUUAUCAUCUAAACUUCCAAAUGGCAUUAUCCAGUUGAGGAAGGACUAUGAGGAAAAGUUGGAAGCUCACUUGAGUACAAUUAAAACUCUCACUGAGAAAAUUGCUGAAUCUGACGAAAAUCAGAAGCAAAAUGAAAAUGAAUUGGAAUUGUUGAAAGCCGAAAAAGAUGAGUUGAUCGAUAAACACGCGGAGGAAAUAAAAUCAUUCGAAGAAAAAAUUGCCAUGAUGGAACAAGAUAUAAAAAACGUUGGGAUGGAGACGUUUAAAAAGUUGACAAUCGAAUAUGAAUUGAUGACGGAUCAAUUGCGAAGUGAUCAUGAAGAAGAACUGAAUAUUAAAGAAUGCGAGAUCAAUAAUUUGAAGAAAGAAAUUGAGAAGAAAAAUGCCGAACUUCAAAAAUCUCAAAUGGAUCCACACACGGAAGAAUUUAAGAAAAAUCUUGUUGCAGAGAUACGAGCAGAUAUUGAAAAGGAAUACAAAGCACGAAUAGAUCGUAUUACAAAGGCCAUGGAACAGAAGAAGGACGAAAGUUUGGCAAGAAUCAGGAAAGAAGGAGAAGUUGAAAUGAUGAUUUUGCGCGACAAGAAUGAACAAUUGACGAAGACAUCGAAUGAAAUAAUUUCAAAGCUCAAAGAACUUAUUAAGACAAAUGUGGAAAAUGGAGAGACUUUGCUUAAAGAAAUUGACGAUUCUAUCGAUGUUUUUGAUGUUCAUAGUAAUUUUCCGACAAAACUGCCGAGCUGGAACGUUAAACGUUCCGCCUUCGCUAGUUCAAAAUCGUCAUCAGACAUGGAAGAAAGCGUGAUGGUUACUUCGAUGAGUACCAGCACUGCCGUACCAUUUUCUGAAGAUUCAAGUGACGUUCAAACAAUUGACGUUGACAAAAACUGCGUCACAAUAUCUACUCAAACAAAAAUUUGCCUUCCACAAAUGAAUAUGAUGGUUUCCAUUCAAGAUAUUCGUGCCGGUUGCACUGUUUUGGUUAUUUGGGAUGAUCGCCACAACUCUUACAUUCUUUUCUGUUCGAGCCAAUUCCUUCACUUUGUAAAGGAAUCGUCGCUUCGAAAGCUCGGACUGUCUCCGUCUGAAAAGAACACUCCAAGACGCAACUGGGUUCUUGGUCGUGCCGUUGGUGUUGAUAACUGUGUGAUUCGCAAACCUACAAAUCGAUACAAAUUGCCAGUCUCCACUGUCGUUCGACGAGUCGAUGUUGAACCUUUCCCACAAGAAUUGGUUAUCGACGAGCAGCUCUGA